This is a messenger RNA of Cooperia oncophora, 555 nucleotides long. The record is from the annotation of a GenBank genome assembly. Lineage: Eukaryota; Metazoa; Nematoda; Chromadorea; Rhabditida; Trichostrongylidae.
CUGACUUUCGCUUUUUCAGAAUGCUCACGACGGCCGGGCGACGAUUGUCGCGCGUCUCUGCGUCGCCACGGCCGCGAAUGCGUAACUACACACUUGGCAACAUGCCACCGCCUCCGGCUGUCUGUCAAUACGACACAUGACGCAGAUUCGCCUCACAGGAACGACAAUUUCUCGAGGCAGCCGAAAGAGGUGACAAGCCAACCCUACAGGAAUGCCUUCUCACGUUCUUUUUCCAUCAUUCACUUCUUUCGUUCUCGUUCUGCAGCGGCUACAAUGUUUUUGCUUUCUACAAAAAGGGGCGCAUCGGGAUUUAUGGGAGGAGCAAAAGAGGGCGAAACGCCAUUAAAUGUUAAUUGCCUUGACUCGAUGGGCCGAUCAGCGUUGGAGAUCGCUGUUGACAACGAGAACAUCGAGGUGGGUCCUUUCAUGAUUAACUUUGUUUACUGGGUAUUUUCGAAAGGUGUUAGAAAGCUUGCCGGAAUUGCCGGAUUUACGCUUUACAGCCCAGUAAGUAGCAAAUCAGGCGUUAAAGCUAGUUUCAUUGACUUUAACUGA